Molecule: messenger RNA, 2249 nt
Organism: Odontomachus brunneus
Lineage: Eukaryota; Metazoa; Arthropoda; Insecta; Hymenoptera; Formicidae
Product: putative GTP-binding protein 6
Exons: 3
Coding region: 785-2233 (482 amino acids)
Cellular component (GO): cytoplasm
Molecular function (GO): GTP binding; ribosome binding
Source: RefSeq, a predicted model, not a curated record
CGUGAUAAUGUACCCGGAUGCUUCUCCGGAGAUAUUUAUGCAUUUUUCACAAAAUUCAUUCAUAAGCAUAUAUAUUUCACACAGUUAAGAAUUUAACAAUAAUGUGUAUUGAUAACAUGUGUGCUGUUGUAAAAUUUAAAAUAAUCACGCAAUUUUGUCAAUUUUUCUGAAGCGUACAUGGAGUUUGUGUAUCUCUCCAAAUAAUACUUUUUAUAUGCGCUGGACGUUUAUAUGCAUGCCGUCGCCACAGAAUCAGCUGAUCAACGAAAUACAUGCUGAUCACUAAACAUUUUACGUAAUUCAGUGAAAAACAUAUUUAAUAUGUGCAUAUGUGUGUGUUAGCAUUAUACUGGUAUGGUGAUACAGAAUAUUGCAUCAUGCAAAAAAAAGAAUAACGAGUAGCGCUAAUUUACAUAUUUAUCUUCGCUAAAGAGGCUAGAGAGCGACCAACAUAACCUCGAACUUCAUCCUAUAGGAUAACGCAAUCAUGAAUGGCAGUGUAUUUUAACAUCGUUCGUAAUUUAUUCACACGCAUCUAUCAUUAAUUUAUGUUAUGUCAGAUGUGAUGUGUCGGGAAUAAUAGUGUCUAGUGAUAAACAUGCUCACCGAAGAAGUUAAGUUAGGUUAGGUUCUUUGUAUACAAAAGAUACAACUAUAUUAAUAGCGAAUAUUUUGUAUAACUUGCAUAAAUAAUCACAAUAAAUUAAAGACAAUGAACUUAAUUCAAUAAUUGUUCAAUAAAUUCAACUCGAAUUCCAUUCAAUAAGACUCUACCAAGUGCAAGAUGCAUUGUAUACGUAAGAUUCUAAGUAUUACAUACCAGAAUUUACGGACGUGCAAUGAAGUGAACAAUGUAAAUAGGACAUAUAAAAGAGCAAGAGUAUUGCUACAAAAUAUUGCUUGUCGUUUUAAUCACGAUUCUGAGGGAGAUGCAAGCACAGAGAGUGAGGAGGAGCGGAACCAGUACAGACAGCUCUCCAAUCAUUACCUAGGUACUGCAGCUGGGCACAGGCUCUUUGUUUUGCAACCUUAUAUAAAAUGGGGCAGAAACAAGAAAAGAAACACUACACCAGAACUGCAAAUGGCUGAAGCUGUGGCGCUUGUAAAUACCUUACCGUAUUGGUGCGUAGUUGGAACUAAGUAUGCACCGUUGCUUAGUUUGCAGAGGAAAACUUUGAUCGGUUCUGGUAGUAUACAGAACAUGAAGCAGGCAAUAUAUAAGAGUGAGAACCCCACUGCAAUAUUCAUCAGUACUAAUCAGUUGAAAUUUGUCCAGAUGGUUCAAUUAGAAAAGAUCUUUGGCUUACCAGUGUACGAUCGUUAUUCUAUAAUUAUCCACAUAUUUCGCGAGCAUGCGAAGAGCCCAGAAGCGAAGCUGCAGGUAGCCCUAGCGGAAAUACCGUACAUCCGCAAGAAGAUGCUGGAAACGUGUAUUACUGCCAGCGGUGCGGCCUUUAUAACAGAGAAAAUGAAACUGCUGCUUGACGACAAGGAGAAGAAAUUGAAGACCAAUCUGAAAAAGUUGCAGCAGCAUCGACAACUUAUCAGGAGUCGUCGCAAGAAUAUCGGUAUGCCCACAGUUGCUGUGAUAGGUUACACGAAUUCUGGCAAGACCACCUUGAUAAAGGCGCUCACAAACGACACAUCUCUGCAACCCGAGAACAAAUUGUUUGCAACUCUCGAUACGACUGCGCAUCAAGGCAUAUUGCUCAACAGACUGAAAAUACUCUACAUGGAUACCAUUGGAUUUAUUCAGGACGUGCCCGAAACCCUGAUUGAGCCGUUUGUCGUGACCCUACAGGAUGCCAUAAUCGCUGACGUGAUAGUUCACAUAUACGACGUCAGUCACCCUGAUAUGCAGGCGCAGUAUGAACAUGUUCAACAGACGAUCAAGUCUAUGAUAGGCGAGGAUCGUUCGGUAAUCGACGUUGCCAAUAAAUGCGAUCUAGUUGAAAACGAUUGUAUACCCGAGAACGUGAUCGCCGUCUCCGCUACCAAGCUAACAGGAAUCGAUGUAUUGCGUUUAGAGAUAGAAAAGGUUCUGCUGGGCACCACCGGAUUAUUACGCAAACGUAUAAGAGUGGAGUCUGGCAGUCCUGCUGCCAAAUGGUUCUACAAAUGGACAACGGUUGUGGACGCUGUACCAGAUCCAAAUAAUGCUCAAUAUUUAAUUCUGAACGUGCUCGUUACCUCACGCGAUCUUGAAGAGUUUAAACAGUUUUUAAGACAAUAAAAUAAUUUAUACCAAA